AUGUCUCCUGCUUCCCUGUCCGGGAGUGAUUGGUCUGGAAUAAAUCAAUAUCAGAAGACUGAGCCCGCUCCGGCUCCGUCUCCGGUUCCCUUGUCGGCACCUUCGCAGCAAGGAAACCAGCCCUGUCCGCUCAGGUCCCAUCCACCUGGGCCCCCGAACGGACCCCCAAAUGGGCAGAAUGGGCCUCCAGUAUCCCCCCCAGCCUCCGUCACAGGGCGAUCUAGUAGUGGGACGCUGUCCGAUCAACAACGUGGCAGGCGAAACAGGAUGGUGGAGGACAGCUUAGCAAUGCAUCACGCUGCGUUUCGAAGGUUCCUGCAUGUGGCCCAGCAGGAUCUACGAGCAUCUCCCAAAUCCAAUCGGGCGAAGGACAAGCUGAUUCGGCUUUCCCCGACGCAGUUCCACGAGCUUAGCACAGAUGUGUACGAUGAGCUGCUCCGUCGGCAGCAGGCUGCUCCUCCCCCAGGACGGCCCGGACCUCCCAGGCCUGACAUCCCUCCAUUUCUCCCACCACGAAAGGAGUUCCACGAAAAACGCAACCAAGCCCGUCAAAAGCUCGCCACGCUCCAACAUCAAAGAUUUAGAGAUUUGGCCAUGGAUGUCUUCCGCGAGCUAGAGAGGAGGUUCCCCCAUUUUGUUGGCGCACGAGGCCCACCGCCAAAUGGCAUGCCUCCCCCCGGGUAUGGACCCCCGGGACGAGGCCCGGGCCCUAAUGGAUAUCCUUUCCCUCCACGAUCGCAAUCACGGAAUGGCUUCUCUGACCGCAUGAGUGGCGGUCCCCCGCCUCCUGGGGGGCCCCUGCCUGGAGGGCCCCCAGGUAGUCCCAUGGGGCGCUUCCCACCACGUCAGGGGUCGUUGAGCGUGCUGCCUCCGCAGGGCGUCAAUGGCAGUGGCGGUCCCCUUCCCAAGUCCUUCCAGAGCAAUACGAUGGUUCCCAACAAGAGUACAUUGGUUGAAGAUGACGAUGAAGCAGCUGGACUCGAUAGUGAUGCUGAUGCGCGAAGCGAUGCAUUUGCAUUAGAUUCGGUCUUGCAAAGCAGAAGAGGGACCACGACAACCCUUAGUGAGGGGGAAAGGAAACUACUGCAGGAGACUCAGGCGCAGGUGUCCUCUUUGCAGGAAAAGGUUCAACAACUGGAAGAACUAAUCAAGGAGAAAGACGAGCAGGUCUUGAAACUGCAGGAGGAACGUGACAAGUCCCAGGUUAGCGAAGACGAGAGGAAGCAGUGGGAUGGUCUUAAAGAAGAGCUGCAAAGCAAGAUUUCCAAAGCUGAGGGUUUGAAUAUCUCGCUUCAAGGCGAGUUGGAUAAGGUCCGGAGCGAACAUGAAGACAUGGAACGGCAACUUCAAACCCGAAUCCAAGAAGCGUCAGAACGAAGUUCCGCGGACGUGGAGUUGCAGGCGAAAUUCAAUAACCUCGAGGACAGAUACCAGAAAUUACAGAUUGAGCUACGCCAACAGGAACAGGUCACGGAGGAAGUGAGACGACAGGCGUCGGAUUUCUUGCUCGAAAUGAGAGCCUUGUCAGAAGAGAGUCAAUCCAACUGGGAACGUGAAGAACGGCUAUCUAGUGAGGUGCGUAGACUGGAGACUGAAGUCAAAGAGUGGCAGAAUCGGUAUGCCAAGGCAAAGACUCAAUUACGACACCUUCGAACGUCGACGGUCGGCAUAGCCGACUCACGUCCUGACGUCGGCGCUUUUGCAAAGGAAAAUGAGCUCCUGCAGCACGACGGACUAGUGAAAGAUAUGCACGUUACGAAUUUCCAGAUCUCUAUUGAUGAGCUGCUACACGUCGCCCGAUCCGAAGAUCCUUCCCGCGUUUUACAGCAGAUGAAGGUCACCAUAAUGGCCGUCCGUCGGAUUAUACAGGAUGUUGAAACAUCCGAAAAUCACGAGCAUCCAGUAUCACCUGUGCUCAUCAAGAUCAAGAGUCGGGUCCCGGCCACUGCAAAUAACAUGAUUACUGCUUCCAGGAAUUUCGCCAACGCAAACGGUCUCUCUCCUGUUUCUCUUCUCGAUGCUGCCGCAUCUCACCUAUCCACCGCUGUCAUUGAGCUCAUUCGUCUCGUCAAGAUCCGGCCUACGCCAGGGGACGAGCUGGAGGAAGACGAUGAUAUACCCGAAGUGAAGUCUCCAGGUUAUUUCUAUGUACCUCCAAGCCAGGAGAAGAUCGCCAGCAGCGAAUCUCUCUAUAGUCCUAUCAGCACUCCUGACCUAGAAAGCCAUCUAACGUCUCACUUCCCACUACCCCCAAAGGGUAUACCGAAUGGAUUGGCGGUGGAUGGAAAAUCGAUUAACUCUGCUCAGCCUGAAGAACAUGACCUGCAGGAAUUAAAGAUAUACCUUGACGAUCAGACAGAUGGUCUAGUCCGAUCGAUAGACGCCCUUGUUGCCAGCAUCCGCGCCGAAGACGGCUUAACCGAUGUCAGAAUACACAUAUCUUCUAUAUCUAGCGUUGUGGAUAAUAUCCUCUCGUCUACCGAAUCCGUGAUGCAUCAACCGACGGACGCGAUGCUUCAGGAACGCGUGGGCUCCAUCCUUCAGACACUCGACGACUGUCGAAACCGCCUCAUAGACACUGCUAUUGAAGGUGAAGAUAAUACGGAACAUGCCCAUGAUAUCACUGGCAAACUGCCGCCGAUUGCAUUUGAAAUUGCCCGGCAGACUAAAGAACUCGUUUACCGCUUGGACCAUGGACAAUCUGAUGGUGAAGAGGAUGAAGACUUUCGAUAG
This is a messenger RNA of Monascus purpureus, 2733 nucleotides long. Lineage: Eukaryota; Fungi; Ascomycota; Eurotiomycetes; Eurotiales; Aspergillaceae. The record is from the annotation of a GenBank genome assembly.